UCUGGCCUAGAGAUAACGCAUCAAUGGAAGCUCUUCUAUUAUGCUGUGAAAUUGGAGCAUUUCUGUUAGAAUCGUUGACGGUACUCUGACCAUUGAAAUUUUGGAGUCUUUGGUGCAACGAAAUAAUCGAAUACCGAUCCCUCUUUAGGGUUUCAUUUCCUUCCGAAGAACGACUUGCCGCCAGGUUUUCUUCACCGGAACUGCAAAUCCGGUGAGAUUACCGGCGGCGAUUUCUGUCUUUUGCUAAUCAGAACUCAGAACUUCAGACUGCACGCACUCUUCAGAAAUUCUCUGCAGGGAGGGAGGUCUUAAAUACACCAAUAAAUCGAUUGGCUGGUUCCUCCUUGCCAAGGAAAAGGUGAAAUCCUUUGGAUUUUGCGUUUCCAGAAGAGGCGGUGAUUGGUGAAUAUUGUUUUAGCGGAGAAGAUGAGUGGUCAAGGAGGUUCUUCCAGGAAGAGCAUAACUCUGUCUAAGUCAUCAUCACAUGGAAAGAAAAAAGCUUUGGAGAAUGGAAGCAGUGAAACUGGGCAUACAUCGAUUUCUUCAUCUCGUUCCGUGAUCCGAUCUGGUGAGCGUACUGUAAAGCACUUGCGGCUAUCAAAAGCCUUGACAAUACCUGAAAAUACUACCAUCAUUGAGGGUUGCCGUCGGAUGGCUGCUCGUAGAGUUGAUGCUUUAUUGCUCACAGACUCAAAUGCUUUACUUUGUGGAAUUCUAACAGACAAGGAUAUAGCAAGAAGAGUAAUUGCUCAUGAGCUAAACCUUGAGGAAACACCUGUCUCCAAAGUCAUGACAAGGAACCCAGUUUUUGUUCUUUCAGACACACUAGCUGUGGAAGCUCUGCAGAAGAUGGUGCUAGGGAAAUUUAGGCAUUUGCCUGUUGUGGAGAGUGGAGAGGUGAUUGCUUUACUUGAUAUAGCAAAGUGUCUAUAUGAUGCAAUUGCGCGCAUGGAAAGAGCUGCUGAGAAGGGAAAGGCCAUUGCUGCAGCUGUUGAAGGAGUGGAAAAGCAUUGGGGGACUUCAAUCUCUGGUUCUAACACAUUCAUUGAGACUCUUAGGGAGCGAAUGUUUAGGCCUUCAUUGUCUACUGUCAUUCCAGAGAAUUCAAAGUUAGUGACAGUUUCACCCACCGAUUCAGUCUUAACUGCAACAAAAAAGAUGCUCGAAGUUCAUUUGAGCUCUGCAAUUGUAACUGUUGGGAAUAAACCUCGAGGAAUUCUUACUUCAAAAGAUAUUCUGAUGCGGGUCAUUGCACAAAAUCUUUCGCCAGAGUCAACUCCUAUGGAGAAGGUCAUGACUCCAAAUCCUGAAUGUGCAACAGUUGAUACACCAAUUGUUGAUGCUCUGCAUACUAUGCAUGAUGGGAAAUUUUUACAUCUUCCUGUUGUGGAUCGAGAUGGAUGCAUUGUCGCUGUUAUUGAUGUAAUCCAUAUCACUCAUGCAGCUAUAGCCACUGUGAGAGGCACGGGUAGUGGGGUUGGAAACGAGACAGCAAACAAUGUGAUGCAAACAUUUUGGGAUUCUGCCAUGGCAUUGGAACCUAUGGAUGAUGAAGAAGAGACACGGAGUGAGGGAUCACUGAAAUUGGCCUCUGAUGGAACAGAGACUGGGAGAUUUGCACCUUCUGGUUCAUUUGGUUUGCCUAAUAGCUUUGGCUUCAAGAUUGAAGAUAAAAAGGGCUGGAUGCACAGAUUCAACAGUGAUGUUCAUAGUUUGACAGAUCUUUUAACUUCCAUCCUCCAAAGGGUGGGUGGCGACAUUAAUCGGAACCACUUGCCCCAUAUUUCGUAUGAAGACGAAGAUCAUGAUAAAGUCGUGAUUGCAUCCGAUGGUGAUCUUAUAGCAGCUGUGGACCAUGCAAGGCAGGUCGGUUUGAAGAGUUUGAGGUUGCAUCUAGAUUAUUCAGGGUCAGAUGGUCAGGGUUGUGGUGGUUCAAGAGGUUUAGAUUAUGCACACCGAGACGCAUGGGCUUCUGCAUACAGUGCUGUUGUAGCAGGGGCUGCAGUCGUUGCUGGACUUGGUGUAUUGGCAUAUUUGCAGAGAUCCAGUUAGAUCUACUGGUAUUACCAAGAAUAGCCUGGAGCACACAAAGAUGUUGGAAGAAGCAGCUAUUGGUAUGGAAGGGAUGCCUCUUCUAUAUUCGACGGCAUGCAUCGUUCUAUUUUUCAGGACAUGAAAUAUGGCUUGAAUGGAUUCUUCUGAAAAUUUGGGGGUGGGGGAGAAAAAAAUAAAGAAUGGAAGGCCUGAUGUCAUAAAAUCUUCAGAGGGUCAGUUUAUCUGCUGCUGGUAAUUGCAUAAAAUUUACCUUUUUUUUUUUUUUUGGAAGCAUAAGUUUCCUAUUUGUAUACAUAUAUGUAGACAAUUUUGUGUUGGGUAAUUGUAUUACAAUUUUUUACAAGAUACAAAUUGCAAUACAAAGUUUUGCAGUAUAAA
This is a messenger RNA of Macadamia integrifolia, 2433 nucleotides long. Its product is annotated as CBS domain-containing protein CBSCBSPB5-like. Gene Ontology annotation, molecular function: protein binding. Bases 427 to 2052 code for a protein of 541 amino acids. Lineage: Eukaryota; Viridiplantae; Streptophyta; Magnoliopsida; Proteales; Proteaceae. The transcript is spliced from 14 exons. The record is from RefSeq and is a predicted model, not a curated record.